CAGAACCUAAAAUUUAGGCCCACAUCAAUAUCUAAUCCCGCCCCACAAUCUUUACCUAAUCUAGGACCGCAUUCUACACACAACCAGGCCCACAUUCAUACUCGAACCAGACCCACAAUCUAUACCCGAACCAGACCCAUUAUCUAUACCCAAUCCAGGCCCCAGCGUCCAGAGACAAAACCAGGCCUACAGCUUAUACCCAGUUCAGACUCAUAGUCUACACCCGAACCAGCCCCACAAUCUACACCCAAACCAGACUCAUAAACUACACCCAAACCAGACUCAUAAACUACACCCAAACCAGACUCAUAAACUACAUCCAAUCCAGGCCCCAGAAUCUAUGCCUGAUACAGACCACAAUGUUUACUCAUUCAGGCCCACAAUGUUUACCCAAUCCAGCCUCACAAUGUUUACCUACUCCAGCCCCAUAAUCUACUUCCAGACCAGGCCCUUGAUCUACACCCAGACCCCAUCAUCCGUGCCUGGUGCAAGCCCAUCACCACCGGCGCUAUCCUGGCCCCGCACUCCAGGCUCCAUGGCGCGGCCCUAAAAAGCGCGGCCCUAAAAAGCGGCCCUGGAACCCGCGGCCCUGGAACCCGCGGCCCUGGAACCCGCGGCCCUGGCCCCAACUACUCCACCCACCUGCUCCA
Metschnikowia bicuspidata var. bicuspidata NRRL YB-4993 is the source of this 650-nucleotide messenger RNA. RefSeq lists its product as uncharacterized. The record is from RefSeq and is a predicted model, not a curated record. The transcript has a single exon. The coding region runs from base 341 to 550 and encodes 69 amino acids. NCBI's taxonomy places the organism in Eukaryota, Fungi, Ascomycota, Pichiomycetes, Serinales, Metschnikowiaceae.